This is a messenger RNA of Dentiscutata erythropus, 774 nucleotides long. The record is from the annotation of a GenBank genome assembly. Lineage: Eukaryota; Fungi; Glomeromycota; Glomeromycetes; Diversisporales; Gigasporaceae.
AUGGCGCAAAGGUGUGAACAUAGAGAAUGGCUUGACAAUGCCAUUAGAAAUAAUCAAAUUAUCAAAUACGAUUAUAAUACAUUUAAUAAUAUAACGCCUAUCGGACAAGGAGCAUUCAGAAAAGUUUUCAGUGCAAUAUCCUCUAAGGUUAAAAGCAAAGUAGCCUUGAAAUCUAUCAAAAUUAAUCCAGAUUUUACAAUAGAAUUACUAGUUAACGAGCUCAAACAACAUGUUCGUAUUGAAAUUGAAAUUGAUGAUUAUGUUAAUAAUAGCCAACCAGAUAUAAUCAACAUCAUUCAAGGACUAACUAAUGGAAUUGAUGCUGAUUCUGAAAUUUUCCAUGAAUUAUACGAAGUUUUAAGUUCAACAUCGAAUUCAACAACUAAAGCUUUAAAUUUAACAUCAAAUAUUAAUGAAAUUUCAAUUUCACCAUCAAAUUUUGAUGAUUCAAAAACUCUAGAAUAUAUAGAUAAUAAUAUUAAAGACCCUGAUAAGCAGUUUUUACAACAAUUAGUGCAACUUUUCUUUAAUCAUAUAAAUAUUUCUGAAGAACCCAAAUCGCUUGUUAAUAAAAUUGAAGGUUUAAUUAAAGAUUAUAACGAAAAUUCAGAUAAAGUAUUUAAAAAAUUAUUAAAACAUCAAGGACAGCCAACUUUUUUUACGACUAUGGAAUUGGUAUUAAGGUUAACAAACGAAAAGCUCAGAAGAUGUAUGAGCAAGCUAAAAAAUACAAAAGCAAUAUCCAAAGCCAGUCAAAUAGCAUUAUAUCUUUAA